AUGGCUCGCCGCAUCUCGCAGAAGCGCAACGCCAAGACGUAUGAGCGUCCAGGGCUGAGCGAAGAGGAGAUUGAAGAGAUUCGUGAGGCCUUUAACCUGUUUGACACAGACGGGAGCGGUACGAUCGACCCCAAGGAGCUCAAAGCAGCAAUGCAGUCGCUGGGCUUCGAGGCCAAGAAUCAGACCAUCUACCAGAUGAUCGGCGACAUCGACAAGGACGGCAGCGGAUCCAUUGAUUUCGAGGAGUUUCUGGACAUGAUGACAGCGAAAAUGGUCGGUUUUAAACUCUCGAGAGUUACUUGGAGAUUGCGAAAGGAUUGAACUGACUGUUGCGUGUGUGUUGCCCCAGAGCGACAAAGACUCGAGAGAAGAUAUCCAGAAGGUCUUCAACCUCUUUGACGACGAUCAGACGGGUAAAAUCUCACUGCGUAACCUCAAGCGCGUAGCCAAGGAACUGGGCGAGACCAUGACGGACGCCGAGCUGCUCGAGAUGAUCGAGCGUGCAGACACGGACCAGGACGGAGAGAUCAACGCCGAGGAGUUCUACGCCAUCAUGACCAAGAAGACCUUCACGUAGACCACACCGCAGACUUAAGCGUAGAACCUCUUUAUACACUAUUCUCUUUCUCUCGU
Messenger RNA from Phytophthora infestans T30-4, 633 nucleotides. Its product is annotated as caltractin. Gene Ontology annotation, molecular function: calcium ion binding. NCBI's taxonomy places the organism in Eukaryota, Oomycota, Peronosporomycetes, Peronosporales, Peronosporaceae. The record is from RefSeq and is a predicted model, not a curated record. The transcript has a single exon. The coding region runs from base 1 to 321 and encodes 106 amino acids.